Ustilaginoidea virens is the source of this 378-nucleotide messenger RNA. RefSeq lists its product as uncharacterized. The record is from RefSeq and is a predicted model, not a curated record. Lineage: Eukaryota; Fungi; Ascomycota; Sordariomycetes; Hypocreales; Clavicipitaceae. The coding region runs from base 1 to 378 and encodes 125 amino acids. The transcript has a single exon.
AUGCUGCAGAUUGACUCAACUUCAACUGAUGUUUGCCAUCGGGAAGACAGCGAGCUCUGGCGUCUCAGCUCCGCGCGAUGGAUAUGCCUGGCUGGGCCCCAUGGGGUAUUUAGCCCGCCGCGCUCGCCCCAACUAUGGCCAGGGACGGGACCAGCGCGUUGGAACGGCUCACGGAGCAGAGUUCAGGGCACGAUUUCCCCCGUGGCGGAAGACGGGCCAGGUCACGUGGGGCACCCACGUGGUCGUAGAGUCAGUACAGUACAUGAUGAGGCCGCCCAGGACGCAAUGCCGAUUUGGGUCGUGGACGCUGCCGUGGUGGAAGCUAAAAGGCGAAGGGGCCUGGCGUCUCCGCGCAGGCGAAUAAUAACUGGAGGCUAG